AUAUUUGAGGUAAAUUAUCUGAAAUGUGUCACAUAGAUUGGAAGAGUCAAGUUAUUUCAAUGGCGGAGCCAGAGAUCCCUUCCGAAUUUCCCUAUCGUGGGAGAAAACGGCAGGCAGGAGAAGAAGAAGAGGAGAAUAUGAAUAAAGAUGAUGAUUCUGACGAUAGCGAUUAUUCUAUAGGUUACGAUUCCGAUGAUCCCAUUUUUGAAAUUCUGGAAGGUAAAGCAGAUCGCAAGAUCUGGACGCAGUAUUACAGGGAGUGGGAUGAGAGCGAGGGUUUUGAUAUCUCUGUCUUUCCGGGUACCUCUUUUAUGGCUGGAAUUGCACAACAAUACGAUCACCUGACGAGUCCAAAGGUAAAACAGGAAUACACUGAGCUGUGCAAAUUGGCAAUUAAGAAAUUCAAUUCAGAGAAUGAUAAAAUGUAUGCUUUCGAAGAAAUUGUAACAGUAAAUGCAUCGUUUGCUGCUGGGACGUGGUAUUAUUUCACCUUUAAAGCCCGUGAUGCUACUGUUGAUGUUGAUGAUGCUGAUGCAAUAAAAACUUUUCAAGCAUUGGUGUGGCAUGGAAUCGAUGAAAUCAUUGAUGUGGAUUUUUGCAGGCUUAAGAAAUUUUUAACUAAUGAAGAUAAGAAGAAUAUGAGAGAGGAAAGGAAGAAGAAACUUCAACAGCGUCGUGAAGCAGUUGCAAAGUUUAAGCAAGAUAACCCUUCUCUUGUGAAGUCCUUUGUACCUAGAUUGGUCAUAGAGGAGUUGUCUAAGGGAAAACCAGGCGGGAGAAAAGCUUACCCAGGAUUUAAGAUUGGUAUACGUUAUACAUGCAAGCUGCAGGAGAAUGACAAAAUAUUCGAUACAAAUAUUGGGAAAGGAGACCCUCUUGAAUUUCGUAUAGCUUCUGGUCAACUUAUAAAGGGAUGGGAAAUUGGUGUAAAUGGCAUGCGCGUUGGGGACAAAAGAAGAAUUACAAUCCCACCAGAAUUAGGGUAUGGGGCUAAAGGUGAUGGUGGCAUCGUACCACCUGAUUCAUGGCUGGUAAUUGAAGUUGAGUUGAUAUAUGUUGAUCGGCCUACUUCCACAUGACGAACAUUAUUCUUCCAUUAUGUAGAAUCCUAUAAUUGUUGUUGUGACCUUCUCUUUAAGCCGAUUGUUGCACGAACAAUUUCAGUUGAUGAAAGACCAAAAACAUUUGGAUGAUCAUGUUUUUCCUUAGGCUA
Messenger RNA from Solanum tuberosum (potato), 1213 nucleotides. RefSeq names its product probable FKBP-type peptidyl-prolyl cis-trans isomerase. The coding region runs from base 24 to 1079 and encodes 351 amino acids. Gene Ontology annotation, molecular function: cysteine-type endopeptidase inhibitor activity; peptidyl-prolyl cis-trans isomerase activity. Lineage: Eukaryota; Viridiplantae; Streptophyta; Magnoliopsida; Solanales; Solanaceae. The record is from RefSeq and is a predicted model, not a curated record. The transcript has 8 exons.